Messenger RNA from Batrachochytrium dendrobatidis JAM81, 852 nucleotides. RefSeq lists its product as uncharacterized. Gene Ontology annotation, biological process: vesicle fusion; intracellular protein transport; exocytosis. Gene Ontology annotation, cellular component: SNARE complex; plasma membrane; endomembrane system. Bases 1 to 852 code for a protein of 283 amino acids. Lineage: Eukaryota; Fungi; Chytridiomycota; Chytridiomycetes; Rhizophydiales. The transcript has 8 exons. The record is from RefSeq and is a predicted model, not a curated record. Gene Ontology annotation, molecular function: SNAP receptor activity; SNARE binding.
AUGCGCGAUAGAAUGCUAGACCUCCAGCCGGAAGGCGAGCCAGAAAAAUGUGCUCUGGAAAAAAAGGAAAAGCCGCCCAAGAAAUCCAAAAAACAAACUGAGCCCGAACAAGACACAACAGCCAUAAUGCAAUCUUUUUUUGAAGAGCUAGCUCAUGUCAAGGACAAAAUUGCCAUUGUCCGAACAAGUAUCGAAGAAAUUAAAAGUAUCCACGAUAAGGCUUUAAACAAUGUUAUUAGCGAGCAGCAAAGCACACAAAUUGCAAAGGAAUUGGAUGCUACGAUGGAUAAAACCAAUCGAGCUUCUGGGGAAAUUCGAAACAAAUUGAAAGCCAUUGAUGCCGAAAAUAAAACCCUGCAAAAAAAGGAUCCAGAUAGCAACGAUGUCAAGAUCAGAAUAUCUCAGCAUGGGGUGUUGACUAGAAAUUUUUUGGACGUUAUGAUGGAUUACAAAAAGAUCCAAGAGACAUAUCAAGAUAAAUACAAGGAUCGUAUGCAUAGACAGUGUCUUGUUGUCAAGCCCAAUGCGACUAAUCAAGAAAUCGAGCAAAUGAUGGAUGGUGACAAAAGCCAAAUGUUUGCCAAACAGAUUGUAAAUACCGGACAACGACAAGAAGCACGUAAAGCGUUGGAGGAUAUUCAAAGCAAGCACAAGGAUGUGGUCAAGAUUGAAAAGAGUAUUUUGGAACUCCAACAAUUGUUUAUGGAUAUGGCUGUUCUGGUUGCCGCACAAGGUGAGGUCAUUGAUCAAAUUGCUGUACAUAUCGACAACGCUGCAAAUGAUACCGAAGCAGGAGCACAAAGUUUGGCUCAAGCCACCAAACUUCAAAAGAAAUCCAGAAAGGUAGUUUAA